Colletotrichum aenigma is the source of this 1029-nucleotide messenger RNA. RefSeq lists its product as uncharacterized. NCBI's taxonomy places the organism in Eukaryota, Fungi, Ascomycota, Sordariomycetes, Glomerellales, Glomerellaceae. Bases 1 to 1029 code for a protein of 342 amino acids. The record is from RefSeq and is a predicted model, not a curated record. The transcript has 3 exons.
AUGUCAUUGCCCUCAGGAAACAAGAAUCAUGAUACUGGUAGGAUUGAGGACUGGAUUGCCACAGAGCCACCACGCACUGGCAGUCUGAUCAGCCGACUUUGUGCGGAAUGUGUGGACACGACAAAAUUUGCUAUGAAAAAGAUGAGUCUUCAGGACAGCCUCUCCAAGCCCAUGCAUCGGACUUUGGAGAAAAGCUGCAGCUCUCUGAUUCUGUGGGUGGAUGGGUAUGGUGCGGUGGAGGGCAACCUGGACGCCACCUUGGAAAGAUCGAGAACAUUGAAUCGAUCUGUUCUAGCAGCUCUAAUAAACAUCUGCGACACUCUGACAAAGUGCUUGAUUCCUUCCGUAUGUGCUCCAGACGAAGAUGCGCAACUGCGAACAGACCUUCUAGCAUGUUUGGUAUCGGAAGCAAAAGACGCCCUUCAAGAUAUCUACCAAAUCUCUGAAAGCGAAGGAAGUGACAGCGAGUCGUCUUCUGAAUCUGUUUCAGAUGAUUGGGACCAAAUCGCCUCCGACAUGCGGACAGACGUCGAAUGCUUGAUCGAUCUUGAGCCUCUCAUCAAGUGCCCAUUCAUAGACUCUCGAAAAGAAAAUUCCAACCAGACAAAAACUACCGAAACCCCUCAAUGGACGCCACUCAAACUCUACUCGGAUCGCAUUGCCAAUAGGUUUCCAGUCGCCCAGGCGGAACUUGUUGAACGUUUGGCUCGUGCCAAUUGGGAUCGAUUCCAAAGAAUUCAGCUGGAGAAAGAACGGAAUAUUGUCAACAGAGACGAUGAGAGAGUUGCGCAGGAAGCAGAUUUGACGACGCCUACAGAAACGGGAUCGGCUUUCCAAGACUCUGGGCUUGGGACAUCACUUAGAACGGGGAGCAGAAGCAAAGAACGGGACACCUUUUUGCUGCCUGGCAUGUGGACGGCGGGUAAGAAUCAGGGGCGACACAAUGUGGAAGUAAGUCUUUAUGAUUGCGUUCUAAAGCAAUCGUAUGUACUAAACGAACAUCCAGGAAACACUUAUUUAGCGAUUUGA